Molecule: messenger RNA, 2226 nt
Organism: Salvelinus namaycush (lake trout)
Lineage: Eukaryota; Metazoa; Chordata; Actinopteri; Salmoniformes; Salmonidae
Product: zinc finger protein 69 homolog
Exons: 3
Coding region: 184-1800 (538 amino acids)
Cellular component (GO): nucleus
Source: RefSeq, a predicted model, not a curated record
AGUGAUCAAAAACAAUUUCCACGUUAGCAUUGUUAUUUAGACGUUUAUUAUCAUCAUGGAACUCAAUAUCAGUCCUUUAACUGUAUAAUGUCGUUUUUAAUUCGCGUUGAUACCAGGACUUGGUUAAUAGAUAUUAUUUAGGUAACGCUAACUAGGUAUAGUAGCUGAUUACGUUAGCUAACAAUGGCUAACUGUAACGAUAUGGUUUUUCACACUCAAAUAGCCUCCAUUAUGGAGGUGCUAGCGAAUGCAGCCGUGGCAGAGAUCUGUAAACUCGUAGACGACGACUAUGCAGUGUUUCGUUUGGAAAUAACUCAAAGCCAGAAAGAAAACAGGACAUUGCGGAGGAAACUACAGCUACUGGAACUGAAGGUGGCACGGGAGCGCGCAGAGGGGACAAUGCGAGAGCGCGUCCUCGCCAGUCAUAGCAGUAGUGUCAAGUUCCUCGACCGACACAGAGGAAUGGCAAGAGGUGAAGGAAGUCUCACUGAAGGCCACAGGAGCUUUGUGAAGCAAAUUAAGCACAAUUCAUGGAGAGAUGACCAACCAAUCAAUGUUGAUGAGGGGAGUGGAACCUCAACCCAGCACAUUAUCAUGAUAGAGUCUGCAGAUGCAGAGACUGCAGGUCCUGGGGUCAAGAUGGAGAGGUCUGAAGGAGAGGAGGACCCACGGCACAGCACAGACAUCCAGACUGGAAUGCCCUCUGUAGCCAUGGAGGACCCCACCACCGCCCCAGCACAGCCCAGGACCCGUAGCAGCAUCACUGAGGUCAGUGGAACGCCGAACGCCGUCCUCAAGUCAGAGACAGACUCCAAUACUUUAACUGUAACAAAAAGGCUCUUACACACAGGAUCUGACCACAAAUCAGACCCAGAGAGACUGGAGUUGGGGACACUGGGCUGUCCUCCUGCUCCCGGUUCAGAGUACUUACCCGUAUUUCUCCAGAGCCAAAGAACGGUUAAUUCCCGUGGAGAUGGUGAUGCGUUAGACACUAGUGGUGAUGAUCCGUCUUGUUCUUACUCUACAAAGAUGGACCCUGGCAACAUAUCCUUGGGUUUAGAGACACAGACUGAUCUGUCUAGAGGGGACUGGAACCAUUACAGUAAUAGUGAAUACUCUGAAGGGUGCCUAGAUAAGAAAAGGGAGGUUAUAAUCAUAGAUGAGGUGACUGUGAAAGUGGAGGGUGACGCUUCUCCCACAUGGAAUGCAGAUAGUCACCUAGGAGAUGGACACUCACAGGGCAGAGAUUUCUUAGAUUACAGGGAAAGCUUAGAGACAAAUCCAACCGUCGUGACCCACUCUCCUAUACACAAGUUCAGGGAUCGCGACCCAGUGUCCACGUCGAUGGUGUCUUCCGAUUCACCCAGCCAUGUCCUUUUUGAUCAGGUAUUGAACUCAAACGACAGGACUAAAGCCCUGGCUCCGGGAGGGGGAGCCACAUCAGGCAAUAGUAAAGAUAAACGGUUCCUCUGCAUGUUCUGUAACAAAGGUUUCAGCAGCCCCCAGAAAGUGGAUAUCCACCAGAGGGUCCACACAGGGGUGAAACCCUUCAGCUGUACCCAGUGUCAUAUGCGCUUCGCCCAGGCACGUGACCUGAAGAGGCACCAGAGGGUCCACACAGGUGAGAAACCCUACAGCUGCCCCCAGUGUGAGAAGAGGUUCUCCCGCCAGGACCAUCUGAAGAUGCACCUGAAGGUCCACACGGGAGAGAGGCCGUUCUCCUGUAUGCAUUGUGGGAAGAGGUUCUCAGAGAGGAGCUACCUCAGGAUACACCAGCAGAAAAAACAUUCCACUCUAUAACAUAGAAAGUAACCCUUCCACUCAAUAGCUUCUGAUGUUUAGAUCAAACCCUGCAUUAUAGACAAAGAUUAAUUUUCAUUGUUGUCAGCAGAAUAGAUCCAUAGAUGUGUUUGGAAUAACAAGAGGAACGGAUAUCAUUGUUGAAUAUUCCUUGGUAGAAUAUUGCAUCCAGACAUUGUGAUAUAUAAGGCAUAUAUAAGCCUACAAAGUCUGAUACAUGUUGAUUGUACUGUGUAGGCUAUAUGAUGUUCACAAAUGCCUAUUUAAUUACUUGCAUUCAACUACUUAAUUUUUUCCCCAAGACACUUUUCAUGAGAAAAUUAAUGCAAUUUAGCAAGUUCAUUCAGAUUAUUAGUUGAGAUGUGUAUGUGUGGUUUUCAUAUGAUGUAUUUAAAACUUGUUUAUGUUCAAUAAACACAAAAUGGA